Venturia canescens is the source of this 662-nucleotide messenger RNA. Its product is annotated as 60S ribosomal protein L21-like. NCBI's taxonomy places the organism in Eukaryota, Metazoa, Arthropoda, Insecta, Hymenoptera, Ichneumonidae. Gene Ontology annotation, biological process: translation. Gene Ontology annotation, molecular function: structural constituent of ribosome. The record is from RefSeq and is a predicted model, not a curated record. Bases 154 to 633 code for a protein of 159 amino acids. Gene Ontology annotation, cellular component: cytosolic large ribosomal subunit; ribosome. The transcript has 2 exons.
UGGUUCAAAGACCCCUGCUAGUUAUUUUUGAUUCUUCGUUGGGAAUAUAUCGUCGUAUGGUGUGGUAGAACUGAAAUGUGCAAGUCGGUAGUCGCAGAGCUGACGCUAGUUCUUUUUUCACGGCGAUAUUCGACUCAAGGUUGAGUCACCAAAAUGACCAACUCAAAGGGUUACCGUAGAGGAACCAGAGACCUGUUUUCACGGAAGUUCCGAAAACAUGGCACGAUACCAUUAUCGACGUACAUGAAAGUGUACAAAGUCGGCGAUAUUGUCGAUAUCAAGGGCAACGGGGCAGUCCAAAAAGGAAUGCCCUAUAAGGUUUACCAUGGAAAAACUGGCCGUGUUUUCAACGUAACUCCACAUGCUCUUGGAGUCAUUGUCAAUAAACGAGUCAGGGGAAGAAUCAUCGCAAAACGAAUCAACAUCCGAAUAGAACAUUUGACUCAUUCCAAGUGCCGCGAAGAUUUCAUCAAACGAGUGAAGGAGAAUGAGAGGCUCCGAAAAGAAGCCAAGGAAAAGAACAUUAGAGUCCAACUCAAAAGGCAACCAGCACAACCGAGCGAGGCUCAUAUUGUCUCAGGACGUGAAGCACCCACGCUUCUUGCGCCAAUCCCCUAUGAAUUCAUCGCUUAAGUGGAAUCAAUAAACAUUAUAUUCUAUAA